GAUAGCUGGUAAUGGCGACGGUAAGAAGGAUAACAAAAAGAAGAAGCCGGAGAAGGAGGAAAAGAAGUUAGACCGGGAAAAAAAGAAGUCAGGCGAAGAUCUGAAACCUGCACCGACGCAGAUCAGCAAAAACGAAGAAAUGUAUGACAAUUUCGAAAAAUUUUACAGUCAGCACUGA
This is a messenger RNA of Gongylonema pulchrum, 178 nucleotides long. Lineage: Eukaryota; Metazoa; Nematoda; Chromadorea; Rhabditida; Gongylonematidae. The record is from the annotation of a GenBank genome assembly.